Oncorhynchus gorbuscha (pink salmon) is the source of this 4292-nucleotide messenger RNA. Its product is annotated as menin-like. The transcript has 11 exons. Bases 1199 to 3049 code for a protein of 616 amino acids. Gene Ontology annotation, molecular function: Y-form DNA binding; chromatin binding; transcription cis-regulatory region binding. The record is from RefSeq and is a predicted model, not a curated record. Gene Ontology annotation, biological process: negative regulation of cell population proliferation; regulation of transcription by RNA polymerase II; negative regulation of cell cycle. Gene Ontology annotation, cellular component: nucleus; histone methyltransferase complex; chromatin. NCBI's taxonomy places the organism in Eukaryota, Metazoa, Chordata, Actinopteri, Salmoniformes, Salmonidae.
UUGAAGUUGAAAUGGUACGGGUUAGGGACGUGGCAUAGAGUUAGAUAUUGGACUCGUCUUUAUAUCUGUGCCGUUAUGACAGCUUCAUAGAGUACCACAGUAUAAUAGUAUAACAGUCAUAAUGCCGAGCGGUCAAACAGGUAAAUGGUUUCAAUUGUUUUUCCACCAUUCAUUUUUCCAAUAGGGAACUUUAGAAACACUUAAAAUAAGGGCUGUGUUUCAUGUAGGCUUACCCUGGCGUGACGUUUUGAUAACGUGUAAAUCUCUUUAAGGCAAGGUGGUUUAUCAAUAUAUUAGCCUGUAUUUACCCCCUAAAAUGAAACGCUAAUUAGCCUAUCAUAAAGAACUACAAGACUGCCGAAUCGAGGCAAAGGUAAGAAUCCCUGGAUGAAUGAUCUGUUAGCUAAAUGUAGUAAUCAAUUGUAUACAUUGCUUUCAAUUCUGUGAACUGUCUUGUGCAAGUUUUAAAUUGACACAAUACCUGUCAGCGAAGACUUGUUAGAGAUGAAGUGCAGGGAUUUGUGGUUUUGCAUGUCUACUUUGAUGCUAAUUAGUAUUUUCACAUCAAGGGUAAAUAGAGCCGAUUUAUAUUGAUAAAUCACCUUGUCCGAGAGAGAUUUACAUGGUUAUCAAAACGUCACCCCAGAGUAAGCCUGCACGAAAUACAGCCUAAAAUCCAGUUUCUAAAAUGCCCUUUGGGAAAAAUGAAUUGUUGAAAAAUGAUUUAAAACAUUUCCCUGUUUUGGCCGCUAGGAUUUGACAUCUCCACCGUGGUGCUCUAUAGAGGUUACAACCCAUAGGAAUUCCCACCCAGUUGACUACUUUAAAAUGGUGGAAGCCCCUCAAUGGUUGCAGGUAGCCUCGUGGUUAGAGCUUUGGGCCAGUAACGAAAAAUUGCGAGAUUGAAUUCCCAAACUGACAAGAUGCCUCUAUGGGACAUAUUCUGGACAGCACCAGAGAGGAAGAGACCCAACUCGGCAGAGCAUCUGUCUCCAUCCAACAGGUGGCGUAUUUUCGUUGUUUCGCACACCAAGCAAUGAGUUUUUGUAUGGAGGCCAAGAAGAAGAGUCGACUUUGGUCAACAACAACAAACAUGAAUGGCUUAAUUCCUAGCCCCUGUGACAUCACUACAGCUGAGAGUAGAGAAGACACACUGGCCAAGUGAGUGACUGAGCUGUGGCAGAGGAGAGGGGUCAACAUGGGGCUACACUCAGCCCAGAAGAAGCACUUUCCCCUGAAGGGGAUUGGUGGCGUGGUUGCCCUGUUCGAAGCGGAGCUCCGUAAAUCUGAACCAGACCUAGCCCUUCUCUCAUUGGUCCUGGGCUUUGCAGAACACUUCCUGGCUGUCAACCGGGUCAUACCAAUGAACGUCCCGGGGGUGCGCUUUGAGCCGCUGGAGCUAGACUGCCCAAGCUCCUGCUUUCCUACAGUGGAGUUAGGGAUGCUAUCGGCCCUGCACGAGCGCUUCGCAGCCCAGAUCCGGGGCGCUGUGGAUCUGUCCCAGUACCGCAGGCCUGCUGGCGGGUCCAGCAGGGAACUGGUGAAGAAAGUAUCUGACGUUAUCUGGAACAGCCUGAGCCGCUCCUACUUUAAGGACCGCGCCCACAUCCAGUCCCUCUUCAGUCUCAUCACUGGCACAAAGCUGGACAGCUCGGGGGUGGCGUUUGCGGUGGUGGCAGCAUGCCAGGUGCUGGGGCUGCGGGACGUGCACCUGGCCCUGUCCGAGGACCACGCCUGGGUCAUCUUUGGCAAGAACGGAGAGGAGACUGCAGAGGUCACCUGGCACGGAAAGGGCAACGAGGACCGGAGGGGGCAGACAGUUGCUGCCGGUGUCGGUGAGAGGAGCUGGCUGUACUUAAAGGGCUCCUAUAUGAAGUGUAGCAGGAACAUGGAAGUGGCCUUCAUGGUGUGUGCCAUCAACCCCUCUCUGGACCUGCACACUGACAGCUCCGAGAUGCUACAACUUCAGCAGAGGCUUCUAUGGUUGCUGUAUGAGCGAGGAGACCUGGAAAGAUACCCCAUGGCCAUGGGCACCCUGGCAGACUUGGAGGACCAGGAGCCCAUCCCUGGCAAAGAGAGCCCCCACGCCAUCCACUUUAAAGCUGUGAACUCUGCUAAGAAGUACUACAACAACGAGCACAUCUACCCCUUCAUGUACCUGGCCGGCUACCACUACAGACACAGGGAGGUCCGGGAGGCCUUGGGGGCCUGGGCCGAGGCUGCGCAGGUCAUGCAGGACUACAACUACUUCCGCGAGGACGAAGAGAUCUACAAGGAGUUUUUCGACAUUGCCAACGACGUCAUCCCCACCCUGCUGAAGGAGACGGCUGCAGCCGCCGAGAGCGGAGAAGGGAGCGAGGGAGGAGAGAAGGACCAGCCCAUACAGGCCUCUGCCCUCCAGGACCCAGAAUGCUUUGCCCACCUGUUGCGUUUCUAUGACGGCAUCUGUAAGUGGGAGGAGGGAAGCCCCACUCCUGUCCUUCAUGUUGGCUGGGCCACCUACCUUGUCCAGUCCCUCAGUCGCUUUGACCCACAGAUCCGUCAGAGGGUGUCCAUCAUCACCAAAGAGCCUGAGCCCCAGGACGACGAUGACCAAUCCAGUGAGGACCCUCGCGAAGGCCGGAGACGUGGCCCGAGGCGUGAGUCCAGACUGGAAGACCAAGCUUCCCCUCCAACACAGUCCACCCCCACCACCCCUGUCCCACCACCAAACCAACCCAACCAGGCUAAGAAAGUAGGUGGCGAGGGCGGGACGCGGCGUCGCUCUUCAGGGCUCCGCGGUGGAGACCCCGAAGGCAAGGCCAAGUCGUCCAGCCCGGUGCCAUCUCCUCUCCAGCAGCUGCCCUCCCCCAGUGGGAGUCCCCUGGUGGCCUUCCGGAGCAAGAAGAUGAAGGGCAUGAAGGAGCUGCUGUCUGCACCCAAGGUCAACGCCAGCGCCAUCAAGCUCCAGCUCACCGCCCAGUCACAGGUGCAGAUGAAGAGGCAGAAGAGCACGCCGUCGGGUGACUACACCAUGUCCUUUAUGAAACGCCAGCGUAAAUCUCUGUAGAAGGAGGACUCUUGUCUGUAGAACAUUCCUCUAGCAUGGUUCCCAAGUCUGGUUGUGUUGUAAAGCCAACAUUUAAUGGUCAUUUAUCAUAGGAGUUGACUAUACAGCACACACACAGAUCUGGGACCAGGCUAGACUUUCUCUUCAUUGGGAGAGAAAUGAGGAGAGGCUGUCUGUAGGACAUUUGCGUUGUGCUGUGACUGUGAGAGGCGAGGCAGCACAAAAAUGACUGCCGCAUCAACUUGCUUGCAUCUGCUGAGCAUUAUGCGAUUUACUUUCUUUUUUCAUCCAAAGGUUAUUUUAGCAAUCAUAUCAUAAGUCCCAAUAAGUAGGGCCGGGAUGAUACCAGUAUCAUGAUACUCGUUAGUAUUGUGGCAAGGAAACCAAUGUCGGAAACAUAAAUCCAUUAAGUUGUAGGCAUCCAGAGUCACAUUUGUUUAUUUUCCGAGCUAUAGUGUACAAUAUUGUACAUGCAGCAGGUUUUGUACGGUUUGCGCUUUCAUUUUUGCCAUGGAAAAAAUAUUGUGAUGCUGGCAUCGUCCGGACCCUACCAAUAAGGCCAUACGAGGGUCGGUAAGCACAUGACGUGUGUGGUUUAAGCGUGGAGGUAGUCACUUUAAUCAGGUUUGAACAUAUGUUGACCAAGUUGCUCCUUUUAAUCUUGUGAUUCAAUAAUGAUUGUGUAUCAUACCUUUUUUUUUUUUUUUUAUAUAAAAUAAAAUGCUGUCACUUUGUGAGGAUCAACUGAGCAGUGGCACACAUCAACUGUUGAGUUCUGAUUGACUUGUGUGGAAGUUAUUUUAAAGCCAAAGUAAUGGGCGUUUAGAUGAUGAAAACACCCUGCCCCUGGACAUUUUAUGGGAUGGGAGAAUUGCUCUGUUAAAGCAGCCAGAAUUCCAUUUGAUAUUUUCAAGUCUUGACUUAAUUUUCAUGUUUUUCACUGAAAAUCCCUGGAAGUGAUUCGGACUAUUACUGUGUAACAAUGUCCAACCCUGCUCUGUUGUCUCUUACAUGCUAGCUAUUGGUUGCCUUAUACACCGCCUUUUUUAUUUCAAAUGUAGGUGGCCUUUUUUUAAGUUUUGAGACUAGCCAGAGCUGCAAUAGGCAACCUCAUGAUUAGAAAGUGACCAGAAAGACCAUGCACUGUUUAAAGGGUAUUGCUGUAGUUUUCCCAGCUACAUACAGUAGUAUUUUGCUUGAUCAUUGGUUUUAUUUGCAGGUAAUAAAAUAAUUUCAAAUAUGA